GCCACCUCAAAAUUCACGUGUGCUCUAUUUUCCUAAUGUGGCAUUAGUAGUCCUGAUGAUUACGAGUUUGUAGUAUUAUCUCACUAUUGUUAUGGGAAGUAGAUCAAUUUCAUUCAUUCGAUAUAUCAUUGCACCAAUGCACCUCCUGCCCAGCCUGAGCAUUCUCGAUCCCCUUUCCCAAACCCCACCGGAACCCCAACUCCGGCCGAAAUGGAGGGCGGUCUGCCGCAGCCGCCGCCGGCGGCAUCCAAGGUGCUCGACGACCACGGAAUCCUCGCCGAGAUCCUCCUCUGCGCCGCCAAAAUUGACGGAGAGUCGACUCCGCCGCCGCCGCCGCCGUCCGUAUCCAAGGUGUUCGACGACGACGACCUCCUCGCCGAGAUCCUCCUCCGCGUCGGCCUCCCCACCGCGCUCGUCCGCGCCGCCGCCGUCUGCAGGCGCUGGCUCCACCGCGCCUCCCGCCGCGACCUCCUCCGCCGGUUCCGCGAGCGGCACCCGCGCCGCCUCCUCGGGUUCUACGUCGUCGAGGUGGACUGUUCGGCGGCGCCGACCGUCCCGCGGUUCGUGCCGGUGCCGCCUCAGCCGCCGGAGCUCGCUGCGGUGGUCCGCCGCGCGGCCUCCAGCCUGGGCGCCUACAUGAGAGAACACGGCGCGCCGAGCUCCAUCAUGGACUGCCGGAAUGGCAGUCUGCUCAUGAGGCACGAGCGCCACGACCACGACCAGACCCGGUCGACACUCCGGGCGCACAGCCUGCUGUGCCCCCAGAGGGGCAACGUCGUCUUACCGGGGUUCCCAUUCCCCCGACUCCGGUUCGGAAGCUCCUACACAUACUCCGGAAUCCUCUCCAAGGAAGAAGGCGACGGUGUGUCCUACUUCUAUGUGUCGAUGCAGUCUACCGUGGACAGGAAACACACGCACGGCCUAUGUCUAUAUGUUGCAAGGUGGUGUCUGGGUUAUGCAUAACUUGACCAUAGGCCAGAUCCCUCCUCCGCGGCCGGAUCUGGAAUCCGUGCUCGUAAAAAAUAAGAUGUAUAUGCCGGCCGCUAAGGGCGAUGUUGUUGUCUUGGAUUUGACGGCCUCGACAUUCUCAACGAUUCAGCUCCCACAAGGGGUCGAGCAUGUCGCGAGAAACACCAUCUUGUCACGGGCAGAUGAUUCAGCUGGUGUAUACCUUAUCAAUGUCAAAGUGCUUGAACUUCGUAUCUGGCUCCACAAGGGGGGUGACUGGUUGUUAGUGGACAACAUUUGCUUGCGUGACAUGUUAGCUGGUUUGAGUAUGCUGGAUGGCAAUGCUUCUCUCCAGAUAAAGCAGGUGGGGGACAAUGCCGAGUUUGUGUUGCUGGAGAUGAUGUCGCAAUACGCACUCUACCUGGAUAUCAGGUGCAGGACACUGCAUAAAGUGUAUGAGGUGACUAAAGAGGAUCGAUAUUUGGGUGAUAUACAUCCUUUUAUGAUGAUAUGGCCUCCAACGUUCCCUGCGCUCAAGGAUGAUCCUGCAACUGCAAGAGAUGCCAUGUGAAGAACAGGCCUAUAACUGGGAGUUGCUGGAUGGUAUGUACAUAUGUCAGUGCUAAGCUUUGGCGGGUGCAAUCAAAGAUGAGCACCAGUAGUACUGAACGCCUUUCCAUGUUUUAUCCUUCAGGCUUAAGUAAAAGGCAGUACAUUUGGUUGCUUAGUUUCUUCUCCGUACUUGGUUUGGAGACUCCAAAAGAUCUAGUGCAAUGAAUUGUUUUAUUUUCUCGGAGAGUAGAAGUCGCUGCCUGCCUCGACGUGUUACUUGUCAUCCACUUAAGCCUUACCAGGAAAGAGUUCAGUUGACUGAAUUUUGCUGCAUGCAUGCUUUCUCUGAACUAACUGAACACCAUGUCUGAAUUUUGCUGUUUGCAUGCUUGCCUGGCUGUUGCACAAACUAUAUGUAGGAGGUCUCUGUCAAAAGAAUGAAACGAUCAUGUACAAAAA
Molecule: messenger RNA, 1959 nt
Organism: Aegilops tauschii subsp. strangulata
Lineage: Eukaryota; Viridiplantae; Streptophyta; Magnoliopsida; Poales; Poaceae
Molecular function (GO): protein binding
Source: RefSeq, a predicted model, not a curated record